UUAACAACAACCCAGAUGGGCGUACUGAAUGGUGUGAGAUCUUUGGAUACUAUAUACUGGAGGGUGAUGCUCUUGCUGCUCAACUUGAUGAAGAAAAUAUGGUUUUUUUGGUUUCCAAAAAGCAGCGGAUCACAAAAGCAGGAGUCAAGAGACGUGAUGUAAUAAAAUGCAUAGUAAAAAUACCACAGCUGGAUUUCAUAGUAACAGCAUCUCAGAAAGGAAUGUUGUCCAUCUUUAAUAGCCAGAUGAGAAUCCUGACAAGCACAAGUAUUCUAGAGAGUUCCUGGAUCACUGGAUGUGAUUACUUGAGUCAGCUCAAGCGUGUUUGUGCUAUAACGGAAAGAAGCAUCAUCAUAUGGGAUUAUAAAACACAAGGGACUGCCAUGGAUAAUUGUUUUAUUAUCAAACCCAUGGAACAUUGUCUCCUCAGCGUUUGUGCCAUUCAGCGUCCAUCAGAAUUGCUAAUAAAAGAUGACAUCUUAAUGGGAGAUGAUGCUGGAUUUGUUAAUUUGUUUACCAUGACCAGUGAUGAUUUUGGUCUAAAACAAUCUAAAUCUAAAAAAAAAUCACAAAUGGUGAUUAUAGAUCCUAGGAAGUUCAAAACUAUUAGACGCAAGCUGCAUAAUGACUGGGUUGUGAAAGUAAAAUACUUUCCAGUGUUGAAUUGUUUUGGAUCCUGCUCCUUGGACAGUGUUCAUUCUUUGGUAUUGGAUGACCUGAAAAGACUAGAAGACAAUGCAAUUGUCAGAGAAUUUUCUGUACCAAAAGGAAUUAAUGCCUUCACAUAUUGUGUAAAAGCCAAUAUCGUUGUUACUGGGGGAGAUGAUAAAAUUCUUCGUUUGUGGCAUCCCAACAUCAACACCAAGCCAGUGGGGAAGUUGAUGGGACAUUUAUUUAGCAUUACAGAGAUUGUUACCAAUGAAAAAGAUCAACACAUCAUUAGCCUCUCUACUGCAAAGAUUUUUAGAGUGUGGGAUAUCCAGACCCUUUCACCAAUGCAGGUCUUCCAUGACAGUCAAGGGGGACCCAGAGAUACACAGAUCUUUGCUAUGAUAUUUGACAAUAACCGUGGUAUACUGAUUACAGGAUCAUCUGUCAUUGAUAUCUAUCCUCUAACCCGUAUGAUACAAGACACCAAACAGGUCCCACAGACACAUGAGAGGAACAUCAAUGUACUGGUUUACAACAAUGCCUUUCACCAAGUCCUUACUAUUUGUUCUGAGUCUGUCAUAAAGGUCUGGGAAUUGGAAACAGGACAACUAAUAUACCAGAUUGAGGAUGCCCAUGGGCCUAAUGUUGAAGUUACAUGUGCAGCAAUUGAUAAGCAUGGAUUUCACCUUGCCACGGGAGCAUGUGAUGGGACUGUGAAAACAUGGGAUUUUGGAAGUGGACAAGAACUUAAAGUUUUGCCUUUAGGCAAGGAAAUCAGAGAUAAUGAACAUUGGCUGAUGCAGAUGGUUUACCUGAAGGCUAGUGAGAGUAAACAUGUGAUCUUGGUCUUGGAGUACAGCGGGAUGAUCAAAAUUGUUCAGGCCAAUGAAGGUGAAAAUUACCUGUCUAUUACCUGGAGUCUUCCUGAUGCUGUUUCACUUGCGCUACAAGACAAUCCAUUGAUUCCCCUCAAACUGAGUCCCAAUGCCAAGAAAAAUAAUGAUUUUUUUCCAGAUAUUGAGCUGUUGCUUGGUAAAGAACCUGUACAAUCAAAUACAGAGCUACCUCAAGGGACAGAAGUGAAAUGCUUUGAUCUGCUAAGAGUAGAAAAUUAUAAUCUGUUAGCUACUGCAAGUGCAAAUGGUGCUAUCAUCAUGUGGGACUUUGACUCUGCCACUGCCAGACACAUAUUCAAAACUGUCAAUGUCAUUCAAGGAGAUGAGCCUGAAUUGCGUGGAAUCAAUAAAUUACAGUUUCUCUAUCGAAGUACUAUCUCUGAUCGGGAACUUAGCCUGUCAUCCACCUUCAGUUCAGAUCCUCAGAGUGAUGACAGUCCAACAACCCAAGAAGGAGAUGGCAGCACCAUCAAGCUGGAAAGUGAAAAAAGUGAUUGUGGUGGUAUGACUGCUUCUUCAGAACCAAAACUUCCAAGUUCUCUUAUUGUGGAGAACAAAGAAAUGACACCCAGUGUACUGGAUACUGGGGCUGAAAAAUUAGAACGUCGGAAUAUACCUGUACUUGCCUCAGCUCAUGAAGAUGGUCGUAUCUACCUCUGGACGAUAACGGGAGAUCUACUGAGAGAAAUUUUGCCUUUUACAAAACAUCCUCCAAUUCCUUUGACAGUACUGCACACUGACGUGUCUUCUAAAAUGCUUUUUGCUGCUAAUAAAGAAGGACAUGUUAUCAGAUGGAAUGUAUACUCAUUUUUAGAAGAUCCACUGGAUGCUAAAAAGCGUGUAAAGCAACAAAUUUGUUGGCGAGCUCAUUCCACCAAAAUAGUUGACCUGUUCUACAAUGAAGAAAAAAAACUAGUGGUAACUGCUUCUAUAGAUUGUUCUGUCAGGGUCUGGCAUUCACCCGAUGGACACUACUUUGGUUAUUUUGGCCAGCGCAGAUUGUUUGAAAUUUCUGAAUCCACUGAUAUAAUUUUGCCCUGUGAUGUAAAUGAAAUGCCCUUCACAAUAAAAGAAGGCAGCAAGUAUAUGGAGAAGAAGCAGAAGUUUGAGUAUCCUUUAGUCCUUGACAGAGAAAGAUGGAAGACUUUAACCAGAACUACUUUAUCUUUGAAAAAGCCUAGUCCAUUACAGAUUGAACAUGAUUACAAAUUUUUCAAAGCCCUGGCUUCCCCAAAGAUUAACAAGCAGCCUCUGGAAAGUUUCAAAUCUGGAAACAAAGAUGCUGGUGUUGUAUUUGGCUCUAUACCUAUAUACCGGGUCUUAAGUCCUCCAAAUUUGAAAAGUAUGACUACAAACGAGGACUCUGUCGACAGUAUCAGCAGGCGAAGCAGAAUACUGUAUAGUACACCAUCACGUUUCAUCAACAGAAGAGAUGCAAAAUCCAGCCAGACAAAAUUCCCACCAACACAAUUGCAAAAGCCAUGAAACAAAGUGUGUUGCAAUGGAACAUUGUAAAAAUAAAAC
Molecule: messenger RNA, 3071 nt
Organism: Sceloporus undulatus (fence lizard)
Lineage: Eukaryota; Metazoa; Chordata; Lepidosauria; Squamata; Phrynosomatidae
Gene: WDR64
Product: WD repeat domain 64
Molecular function (GO): protein binding
Source: RefSeq, a predicted model, not a curated record